AUGGGUAAGGCUAAGAAGACCAGAAAGUUUGCGCUUGUGAAGCGGACAUUGAAUGCAAAGAAGGAUUCAAGACUCAAAUCGAACCAGGCAAAAGAGGUUAAGAAAGAUGAUCCUGAGUUGACUAAAAACAUUCCACAAGUAUCCAGUGCAUUGUUCUUCCAAUAUAAUGAAGCUAUCAAGCCUCCAUAUCAGGUACUCAUCGAUACAAAUUUCAUCAAUUUCUCUAUUCAAAAGAAGAUUGACAUAGUGAAAGGUAUGAUGGAUUGUCUUUUGGCCAAGUGUAACAUAUUGAUAACAGACUGUGUGAUGGCUGAAUUAGAGAAGUUGGGUCCCAAGUAUCGUAUAGCGUUGAAGCUAGCUCGUGAUCCGCGAAUCAAGAGGCUAAGUUGUUCGCAUAAGGGUACUUAUGCGGAUGACUGUAUUGUUCAUAGAGUGUUGCAGCACAAGUGUUACAUUGUUGCCACGAACGAUGCUGGUUUAAAGCAGAGAGUGAGGAAAGUGCCGGGGAUCCCAUUGAUGAGUGUUGGAGGACACUCCUAUGUGAUUGAGAAGCUACCGGGUGUGUUCUAG
This is a messenger RNA of Kluyveromyces lactis, 570 nucleotides long. RefSeq names its product rRNA-processing protein FCF1 (gene FCF1). Gene Ontology annotation, cellular component: nucleolus; small-subunit processome. Lineage: Eukaryota; Fungi; Ascomycota; Saccharomycetes; Saccharomycetales; Saccharomycetaceae. The coding region runs from base 1 to 570 and encodes 189 amino acids. The transcript has a single exon. The record is from RefSeq and is a predicted model, not a curated record.